Messenger RNA from Dermacentor andersoni, 1657 nucleotides. Its product is annotated as cytochrome P450 3A14-like. Lineage: Eukaryota; Metazoa; Arthropoda; Arachnida; Ixodida; Ixodidae. Gene Ontology annotation, molecular function: monooxygenase activity; oxidoreductase activity, acting on paired donors, with incorporation or reduction of molecular oxygen; heme binding. The record is from RefSeq and is a predicted model, not a curated record.
CCGCUUCUUUAUACAAUGGACAGGCGGCAUUGCGGCUUUCAUUUCUUUUUCUAAGGCAGAAUUGAGAACGCCACAAUGUAAACGUGCAAGCGCGCCAUUUCAUGGACUUUCCUAAGAGCAAGAGUAAAAGCUGGCCUUUGGAAAGAACUUUUUUAAAUCAAUAUUUACAAUAUCUUACAUCAAAUGUUACAUGAAUAAACUUAGCUUACAAGUUAACUAAUUACACCACAAGAAAUAUUCUGAAACUACGAACUAUACGCCGUUGGUCUCAAUCGCUUACGGUGUAUCGCCUUCAAAUUCUGUAACCUUUAUUGCGAAGCCAAUACAAGUGCGCUUUUCUAGAUAAGUAGUGAACGCACCAUAUAUAGAGCAAACAUUCUAAACUCUAGAUGAUGCCACACAUUGAAGAAGAUGCAAGCAUCUUCAUCAAGUCUCUUGAGCAGUACGCGGCCACUGGAGAAGAGGUUCACAUGCUUCGCAAGUUUGAGGAACUCGCCAUGGACUACGUUGCCCGAGGAUCUUUCGGCAUCGACGAACGCUUUCAAGGGAAGCCCGACCAUCCUCUUAUGGUCAUCGCCAAGGCUGCCCUAAGGGGUACUAUGAAGGGACCUCUUCAUAUGAUCGCACAGUGCACGACCUCAUUUGGGGCGUUCAUGAAGCCAUUGUACUGGCUUUCGCUUGUCUUUGGAGAAUCUUCAUUGAAGAACCUGAAUGAACCGACAGCCAAGGUGAUUCAGCUGAGAAAGAGCGAUCCCUCGCUGCGAAAGCAAGACUUCUUGCAAGAUCUCCUCGACGCGGAGUACAUCGAGGCAGAAGAGGAACGGGGCGAUAACAAAGUUGCAAACGGAAGUGCCAGAAAAAGGGCUCUGACCACCGAAGAAAUUAUAACGAACGCUGCAGCGAUUUUCAUAGCCGGGUUUGAAUCUACAGCAGCUAUUCUGAGUUACAUAGCCUACUGCCUCGCAAAACAUCCUGAUGUCCAAGAGAAGCUACGGCGAGAAGUCGUCGAUGCCGUCGGUACAGACGGCUCCCUGGACUAUGAAACAAUCAUGAAAAAGUUGAAGUACCUGGAACACGUAGUGGAUGAAACACUACGACUUUAUCCUACAUCAUUAUCGGGUGUGAAUCGACAGGCCAAAGAAGACUUCGAAUACAAUGGCAUCAAGUACAAGGCAGGUACAAACGUCAUGGCAGCGUUGUACCAGAUACAUAGAGACCCACGAUAUUUUUCGAACCCUCUGGAGUUUAAUCCUGACAGGUUUUCACCAGGAAACGAGGCCUCAUUUACGAAAGCAGCAUUCAUGCCCUUUGGCAUGGGGCCUCGCAACUGCGUCGCAAUGAGGCUGGCAUUGCUAAAAGUGAGGUACACUGUUGCCAAGAUGGUACAGAAGUACCGCAUGGAACUAGGCCCCUCUCAGAAGGGAACCAUGGAGCUGGGCCAAUAUGCGAUGGUAUCGACGCCCGCAAGAGGGCCCUGGAUUGUCCUACACAGUUUGGCGAAUGAACGCUGAGACAACUCAUUCUAUGAGUGGGCGUUUUAAAUGGCCUCCCCAUGGCAUACAUGUGGAGUUGUUCAUUUCUAUCCCUUGUCAUCACUACGUAUGUGGCUUUGUCAUGUGCAUAAACAUCUGUUAUCUAAUAAACAUUCUUGAGUGUG